UUUUCAGGUAAUAUGUUUGGAGGUGGAAGUAGUGGUCCCGUGGACACCACUUUAUACACAACACUCAAUGUGAGACCAGACGCUUCGCAGGCCGACAUUAAGAAAUCUUACUUCAAACUUGCUAAAGAAUACCAUCCAGAUAAAAACCCGGACCAUGGAGAUAAAUUCAAAGAGAUCAGUUUUGCCUAUGAAGUUCUUUCGAGCCCUGAAAAACGACGCUUGUAUGACGCCAGAGGUUUGGAAGGAGUUCAAGGAGGAGGAGCUGGUGGUGGUGGAGGAGGCUUUCCUGGAGGUCUGUUCUCUCACUUCUUCGGCGGUGCUGGCGGUGAUGACGAUGACGACGAUGAUGAUAUGGGUGGUCAUCCAUUUGGUGGCUUGUUCGGUGGAAUGGGUGGAAUGGGACGAGGUGGCCCACGUCGGCGGAAAUUCCAAGAUACUGUUCAUCCCCUCAAUGUUACACUCGAAGAGCUUUACGUCGGAAAAACAUCAAAGCUGAAGCUUUCCAAAAAGGCACUCUGUAAAACUUGCGAAGGGUCAGGUGGAAAGAAGGGAGAAAAAUAUAAGUGUGAUGCAUGCCGUGGUCGUGGAGUGAAGACGAUCGUUCAGCAAAUUGGCCCCGGAAUGCUCCAACAAAUGCAGGUUCACUGUGAUGCUUGUAAGGGUUCUGGAGGCAAAGUUCCAGCAGGUGAUAAGUGCAAAGGAUGCCAUGGAGAAAAGUACGAAAACGUUUCGAAAAUAUUGGAGGUUCACGUUCUUCCUGGCAUGAAACAUAACGAUAAAAUUACAUUCAAAGGAGAUGGAGACCAAUCUGACCCAGAUGGUGAGCCAGGAGAUGUUGUCAUUGUUAUUCAACAGAAAGAUCAUGAUAUUUUCAAGAGAGAUGGAGAUGAUCUUCACAUGACCAAGAAACUAUCACUGAAUGAGGCACUUUGCGGCUAUAAUUUCCUUAUCAAACAUCUUGAUGGCCAUCCUUUGGUUCUUUCUAGUAAACAAGGAGAUGUUAUCAAGCCAGGAGUCAUCAGAGGAGUUCUUGGAAAAGGAAUGCCAAAUAAGAAAUACCCAGAACUCAAAGGAAACUUGUUCGUUGAAUUUGAAGUCGAAUUUCCAAAGGAGCAUUUCCUCGAUGAUGAAAAAGCUUAUGCCGUUCUGAAAAGCUGCUUCCCUACCUCAAAAGUUGUCAAUGUCACCCCAGCUGCCGCAGAAGUUUCUCUUAUGGAAUAUGACGAGAAGAAGUACAGCCGAGGACGUGGCGGAGACGCUUACAAUGAAGAUUCGGACGAAGAACAACACGGAGGACAUCACGGACAAGGCGUCAGAUGCCAACACCAAUAGUCAAGUUUUAUUCCAGUUUAUCAUUAAAAUUGUUACCCUUCCCCCACCACCAUCUCCUUCUCAUCCCACCCCCACUUGAAAGAAUCUCCAUUUCACUAUCCUUUUUUCUGUGGAUAUCAUCAUUCGCAAUUGUUUGCAAUUCAAUUCAUUUAGUAUAAGAGCUCUGCAAAUCAGGACGAACUCAAAAUAAAGACAAAUUUUUACG
Molecule: messenger RNA, 1537 nt
Organism: Caenorhabditis elegans
Lineage: Eukaryota; Metazoa; Nematoda; Chromadorea; Rhabditida; Rhabditidae
Gene: dnj-19
Product: DNaJ domain (prokaryotic heat shock protein)
Biological process (GO): response to heat; protein folding
Molecular function (GO): ATP binding; heat shock protein binding; Hsp70 protein binding
Source: RefSeq, marked reviewed